Acanthopagrus latus (yellowfin seabream) is the source of this 3625-nucleotide messenger RNA. RefSeq names its product leucine rich repeat containing 10 (gene lrrc10). Lineage: Eukaryota; Metazoa; Chordata; Actinopteri; Spariformes; Sparidae. The coding region runs from base 532 to 1395 and encodes 287 amino acids. Gene Ontology annotation, molecular function: protein binding. The transcript is spliced from 2 exons. The record is from RefSeq and is a predicted model, not a curated record.
AGCAGCAGCCCGCUCAUUCUGGCCCGGUGGCACAGACCCAGAACUGCGUUCGGCCCGAUUAAAACAGAAUGUAAAUGACCUUCGCUGCUCUUUCAUCACAGAGCGCUUCUUCUGCUUACCCGUGGCACCCUGCCCCUUCCUGUCUCUCUCGCUCUCUCUCUCUCUCUCCUACCUCUGUCAUCUUGGAGAAAGAAAGGGGGGAAAGUCAUUAGGCACAAAUGGGGAGGAGAGAGCAGCUCGUGGUUGCUAUCGCCAUGAAAGUCAGGGCAAAGCUCGGAGCCACUGAGAGACAGUGCGAGGACGGCACUGGGGAAUAUCUGCCCAGAGAAUAUAAUGCGUUUUCAGCUCAUUAAGUUGGAUAAACACAUCGCUUACUGUAGGAGAUGCUGAGACUCAUCAGCAGCAGGAAAACAUGGGAAAAUCAAUGACUCCAGAGGGAAUGCGGUGAAGGAGCAUCAAUGGGUUGCCAUCAAACUGACUUGGAGACGUCAACAGCCUACUUCAGUGCAACCUCAGUCUGGCACUGAAUUGAUGUGGAGGACCAGCGGUGUGUCAGAGACCUUCAGCGAGAUGGGGAACGCCAUGCGAGGCGUCGUUGCCUUCAUUCCCUCUGAGCGCUGCCAACGCUUCUUAGUGGGCGACCUGAAGGAGAUGCCACUCGAUCGGACCCUCGACCUGAGCAGCCGGCAGUUGCGUCGGCUGCCUAUCGCUGCCUGUGUGUUCGAUGAGCUGGUGAAGCUCUACCUGAGUGAUAACAACCUCAGCAGUUUACCCGCUGAGCUGCAGGGCCUGAAGAAGCUGCAGCUCCUGGCCCUGGAUUUUAACUGCUUUGAAAAGCUCCCUGCAGCUGUUUGCAGACUCCCCCAGCUGAGCAUCCUUUACCUGGGUAACAACAGGCUUUACAGCCUCCCCAGAGAGCUGAGUGAUCUCAAGGAACUUACCACUCUGUGGCUGGAGACUAAUUGCUUCACUGUUUUCCCUGCGGUGGUUUGCGAGCUCCCUAAUCUCAAGACCCUGCACCUCGGUUAUAACCAGAUACAGAGUUUGCCUACAGAGCUGAGCAGGCUGGAGGAGCUGAGAACUGUCUGGCUUGCAGGGAACCAGCUGGCAGAGUUCCCGCCAGUGUUGCUGGAAAUGCACUUUCUGGCCGUCAUUGAUGUGGAUCGGAACAAAAUACGCCGCUUCCCGUGCCUGUCUCACCUGCAGGGCUUGAAACUUGUCAUCUACGACCACAACCCCUGCGUGAAUGCCCCGAAGGUGGCAGAUGGGGUUCGAAGAGUCGGGCGCUGGGCUGACAGCGAAGACGACGAAAAGGAGGACGAAGGGUCAAAAGCAGCGAGUGAGACUACAGCGGAGGUUGCGGAAGUGCACACCGAGGAGGAGCACAACAUUUAGGGUCAAGGAACAAAGUGACCUCCAGCUGUGGUGUGAGGCCAGGCGGGACAGGAUGACGUUCAAGUGGAACACUUAAAGUUGGAGUGGUGUGUUGUACAUCAGGCUGACGGCUGGACCUUAUAUGGUUACGAAAAAUCAUAUGAGCCUAAAGAUCAGACGAAAUUAAAUCCAAGAGGGUGGUCUGCGUGAAAAAAGGGAAAUGUGAAUCCUGAAAACAAAAGUGUUGUGUUUGGUUACUGAACACUGAAUUAAAUGUUGCUGUUUGUAAAACUCUGUAUAUGUCUUCAAAUGAGGAGUGACAUUGUAAACUUCUAUUCAUUUUCAUCAACAGCAGUUUUUUUUUGUUAUUUAUAAAGUUCUUGACUGUUUUAUUCUAUGAAAUAUAAUAUAUAUUACAUAUUAAUUGAUGAUUUUGUAAAGCUUUACACACUGUAGGGAAACAGUCUUGGUAAGCAUGCAUUCUUGCUUGAUUAGUGGUGUGUUUACACAACAAUCCAUCCAUUAGUUUCUAUUAAAACAACAUUAUUUAAAAUUUUUACCUUGAAGUAACAGCUUCAAAAUCAUGUUGAUGGUUCAGUGUCUUGUAAUUGGGCGAAUGGUGUCUCUGUCUCACCCAUCAGGGUCAGAUUACAGCGUUACACACAUGUUCACUUCAACACAUCACAUUGUUAUGAUGUCAUGAGUUGUGUUUGUAGUUAGCACACACGUUACCGACCUGGGAUUUGUAAUUACGACAGUGGUGUUGCACUCAGAAACCGCGGGGUGUGUGUGAAAUCAUACAAAACGGCAAUUUCUACAUAAUGUUUCUUUGCUGAGGCUUUAUUGUGGCUCAUGUAGGAACUUGUUCUGAGCCGUGAUGUCAGCAGAUGCAAAACAAAAAUAACGUUAAAUCAGAAAAAAGGGGAAUUGAUGCCAGCACAUCAGCGCAGAGAAUCUUACCGCUGCGAUCGAGAAAAAGAAAAAGAAAAAGGACUCAUUACAGGAAGUCUGAGAUAGAAUCGGUACCUUCUGAGGCUAAAUUCAGUGAGGUUUUUAAUACCAGUGAUGGAUGGUUUAAGUCAAUUAGUGCACUCCUUAUCCAGAGCAAUGCAUAAUUCAUCUGAUAGAUUGGGGAUGUGGCUUUGAAUAAAGACCGCUAAUGGGCCUUAAUAUCAUCACCAUGAGGUUCUAAUCGCCCACAGAUCCUAAGUGCAGCUUUUUUUCCAAACACUCAGUAGAGUAUGACAGAAAUGUUGUGUAAACAAGACUAAAUGACAUCCACAACGUAACAUUUCGUGCAGUUUUGAAUUUCUUUUUAGGAAAUGCAGGAAAAACUGAUUAAGGACAUGAUGCUCAACAGACGAGUUCCUGGAAAUCUGAUGGUUUCAAACCGCACAAACACACGAAGUGACUCUGCUGCAACAACUGCUCUAUUGUGAGAUUCUGUGAGCACAUAAAGAUAUUUUUCUUUCUGUCUUUCAAAUCAUACGCAGUGUACUUUAUGUCAAACAUUAACUGCAUGAUUUCUUCACACUGCACGCUUGAAUCCAAUAACAGUGAGGAAGGUGUGAGGAAGUUUAGUGAUUUUAAAUUAGUUUGAAUUUUGUUUGAUGUGUCACAAACACAACAUGUGCUUUAAUUAUCAUGAUAUACAAAGAGAUUUCAGGUUGAAUACAGGCUUUCCAUGUAACUGUGAUGAUGUCAGCGCCUGUCAUCACUGAUCAUUUCAAACUUUUAUUUCUGCUGUGAGCUUUGUUACUGUUUGCAAACAUGUAACAUGGAGUGUGUGUAUUGAUUGCACAGAAGUACGAGUGUGUAUUUUUCAUGUCGCUCUACAUUUCUUCACUCGACACGCAGAAAACUAUACUGACCAAGUUCUUAUUAACAUGCAUUUAAUGUCCCCCAUGACUGACUCUUGGUUUUAAUCCGUUUUUAAAAAGGUGGUAUAAAAAGGUGCGUACUAUGAAUGUAACUUAAUCUGAAGUGUAUGCAUGUCGUGUUUGGAAACAUAAAUGUUUAAUAUCUUCUAUUUCCAGCCACAAAUAUUUUUAGGUAAUAGAUCAGGUUUGUAUUAGUCACUGAGCACUUACUCUCAUGUCAUACAACAAUACUGGAUAGAGCAUUUGUAUGAGGUGUUUGUUUUAACUGAUAAAACAUUUUUUCAUUGUUGUCAUCAUAUGCUUUUUCUGACAUGGAAAAUCCUCCCAAUGCUCAGAUUUGAGUCUCCAAAUCUCACGUAUCAUUCACAAAU